Mercurialis annua (annual mercury) is the source of this 1794-nucleotide messenger RNA. Its product is annotated as two-component response regulator ARR12. Gene Ontology annotation, biological process: phosphorelay signal transduction system. Gene Ontology annotation, molecular function: DNA binding. The record is from RefSeq and is a predicted model, not a curated record. Bases 1 to 1794 code for a protein of 597 amino acids. NCBI's taxonomy places the organism in Eukaryota, Viridiplantae, Streptophyta, Magnoliopsida, Malpighiales, Euphorbiaceae. The transcript has 6 exons.
AUGGAAGAUAAAAGUAGUUUAAUACCUAGCUUUGCUCGAGGACUCAAUGUUCUGUUGGUGGAAUGUGAUGAAGCUUCACUCAUGGGCCUAUCAUCAAUGCUUGAACAAUAUGCAUUCAAGGUUACGGCUACAGGAUUAGCAAAGGAUGGUUUAUCAAUGGUUGAAGAACAAAAUAAGAGAUUCAAACUUGUGAUGGCUAAUGCAAACAUGCCAGAUAUGGACAUUCUUGAAUUCGUUCGCAAACUUUUCAAAAUGAACACUGCUGUUAUUCUGAUGGCGUCAGGAACAAGUGUAAGUGCAGCUAGAGAAGCCCUAGCUGAAGGGGCAUCAUUUUUUCUUUUCAAACCGAUUGCUGUCGACGAUUUAAGAAAUGUGUGGCAAUUUGCAUACACGAACGAUAUGGAUCAAAACGAGAAUUAUGAAUUUACUAAUAAUGUAGCAAUCGCAGAAGAUUCGCAAUGUGGUAAUAAUCAUAAUGCUUUAAUAGAAGUUGAAGUUGGGAAAGAAGACGGGGCUGAGUUCGAAAAUAAUAGAGAUGUCGAUGAAGGUUUAAUUGCGGAAAAUGGCGAAAAGAAAGGCGAUGAGAAAACGAAGGGGAUAAUGGAGGAAAAUGAAGAGGUAGAAAGAGGAAAAGGAGGUAUUAUCAUAUAUGAUAAUAAGAAUUUGUCGUGGAAGAAGAGAAUGCUUGAGGAAGAAUUAGGGCACAAAAUUAGCUCGCUGCCACAAAACUGUCGAAAUAUUUGGAAUUCUGAACUUCACCUCAAAUUUACUGCUGCUAUUAGUGCAUUAGGCGACAAAAAGGCUCGGCCGAAAUUGAUUUUGGAAUUGAUGGAUGUGCCUAAUUUAACAAAGAGGCAAGUUGCCAGUCAUCUCCAGAAGUACAAAUCUCAAGUGCGGCGUAUUUGUGAAAUGGGCGAUACCAAUAUUUCACCAACAGUAUGUGAUUCAUCUGAGAUGUACCUUAAUCGAGUCCUUGGCGAUCCACAAGGAAGCCAAACUUCUGAGUUUGGAAAUAUUCGAGGGAUUCCAUCUGCUGGAAGAAUUCAAGAGGUGCUGAACUCUUUGCCAACAACAAAGUUCACCUCAGGCAACGUGCUCCCGUCCGGUGGACCCAUCAAUUUUCCGACCAACCUUAUCGAAGGCAGCUCAUCAAAUAAUGUCUCUGUGAAUGUGAAAACUGAUGCAAUAAAGUUACCAAAAGGCUUUUACAAAGGAUUAGAAAAUGAAUUGGCUGCCGUGACUUUUUCGAGCCAUAAUAAAAAAAAUAACAACCCUGCUGCUGGUUCUGCUGCUCACUUGAUCCAAAGAAACGUUUCAAAUGAUCAAGGGCAAUUGGUUUCUCAUAAUAUCAACCCUACUGCUGGUUCUGCUAACUUGAUCCAAAGAAACGUUUCAAAUUAUCAAAACCAGUUGGUUUCUGAUACUAACCCUACUGCUGGUUCUGCUGACUUGAUCCAAAGAAACUUUUCAACUUAUCAAAGCCAGUUGGUUUCUGAUAAUAUCAACCCUACUGCUGGCUCUGCUGACUUGAUCCAAAGAAACGUUUCAAGUUAUCCAAGCCAGUUGGUUUCUGAUAAUACCAACCCUACUGCUGGCUCUGCUGACUUGAUCCAAAGAAACGUUUCAAAUGAUCCAAGCCAGUUGGUCAUUAUUGAUAAUGUAUGGAAUAUUUUGGAGAAAGAACAAGAAGUGGACGAGGGUAUCAAAGAUUUGGAAGGAGAAGCAAAUGAAGAUGAUCUUGAUCGAUUCUGCGCCUAUCUUGAGGAUGAGAUUGAGCUAGAGAGUUCACCAUAA